AUGGCUCUUUGCAGACAUGCUUGCCGGAGAGUACAUCGGUACGAUGGCUCGACAAGUUCAAUCGCCGGCUAUGUCUGGAUUAGCGAUGCGAUUCUUUCCCAGUCGUUCACGGAUUUCCUAGUAGUCCAGCGGCGAUUUGGCAGCAAUGUUCCAGGCCCGCUCGAGGCCCGACGACGCCUUGCGAAGAGAAGAAAUGCGGAUUUAGCAGCUGCUGGUCGCGGAGGGGGCAUUGACCCAAGCGUUCUGUUUGACUGGAAACCCAUAGGUCAACGAAAGUCCGCUGAAUCUCCCUUCGCAUCGUUUGUAUUGGACCCAGAACAAUCGUUCAAUUUGCCUCCGCGUUUUGAUAUCCCUCCCCCAAUAGCCACCCCCGAACCUACGCAGACCUGGUCGCUUUUGAACAUUACAUCUCGCCUAACGACCCCAACUCCGAGCCAAAUGCUUAUGAAAGAACUGCCUAAAACGACAUCCUUGGAGGAUAUUCGAACCCUCGUUUCAAAUGCCGGCGUUGACCUACGCAGCCAGCCAUUACUUAGCCAAAUGAUCUUUCGUCAUGUGCUCGAGAAGUUUUCGAGCGGCUUUGAGUGGAGUAUUUCUGAUAUAAGUGAUUUUCUUGGGGAUCCCGCAUUGAAUACUCCGGGCUCUCAAAAUUUUGUGUUCGCCAUCCGUUCCUUAAUUACCGAAAGGACUACGGCCCAACAUGUGGAACAGAUGUUUGACAUGCUGACGCAGAUGUUCUCUCUGGGCGCUGUACCUCGUAGUGAGAUACCUUUGAUCCUCAGGCUGGUACUUCGAAUUAGAAUUCUCGAGGACCCAUCCAAGCCUGCGACUAUUCAUGGACUUUGCUACAAAAAAAUGUGGACCGGACUAGAAUCAUGCGCUGUGUUUCGGCCCAAGGAUGUUGGAAGAAGGACACUUAUCUUGUGGAUACAUCUUCUUGCAAGAUGUCCACCCAGUGGACAGUCGCUUUCUGUCAGCAAGGCCAUCAUGCGCUUACUUGCUUCCACCGGAGUACCUAAUCACCUCUGGCUUCCACCCAUUUUUCUUCAAAUAGUCAAACUAAAGGCAAGCCGUACACGCAAAACUUCAACUUCAGCUUGGAGAAAUUUUCACAAACAUAUUCAAGACGUUAGCGAUAUUGGGCGCCUGCUCCCCGCCGGAACCCUUUUUCAAUCACUUUUUCAAUUCACAGAAUCAUUGCUGUUUUCUCGGCGUCAUCGAAAGGCUCGUCCAGAGUUUUUGCAGAUUUGGGCGGAGGCCUUGGAACGAUUCCGCCAUGACCUUUUGUUCGGUGAGGCUCGCUGGCGUGAUAUUCAGAUUCCUCUAAACGAGCUUCGCCUUUCACCCCGUACGCACCAUCAUAAUCUCAGUUCGAGAAGGUGUAUCAGUAGGAAGGCUAAUUUGGUGAGGAAAAAGUGGCUUGUGCGAUUGUGGGCCAUUCGAAUACUUGGUAGGAAAGCUCGCUACCGACAUCAUUUUGAGAAACGACAGAGGGCUUUUUUUCGAAAGCUUCUGGUCUAUAACAAACUAUUACGCGGUGCGCGGCCAAAACUUGAUAUUCCUUGCUAUUUAUACCAUUCUAUGCAAGCCCUUGAUCGACUUGGCCUCCCAAAUGCCAACGCCGUCUUCACAGCAAGUACGGGGAUGGAGUAUGAGCGAAGAUUACGGAAAUACCAUUACCUUCCCAAAGAUGUUCUUUCAACAUUAUGUCAAUUUGAACGUGGCGACUUGGCAUCUUUAAGCGUUUCUUGGGAUAGCGAAAACUAUAGAUUGCUCAGAGACACGAUGUUCACCCACUGGGAGAAGUUAGCAAGCAAAACGGAUAUUACAGCUCCAGACUUUGCCAACAAGAUUCUUCUUUAUACCGAGACAAAAUCACCCCACCGCGCCGGCCUUCUCCGCCUGCUUCGUCGCCACACCCCGCUCAAAAUUGCGCUGGCAUUCUCUUGGAACCAGUCUAACGACCACUCUUUUGAUGGAAAACUUCGAGGUGCACCUAAAUUUUCCUCGGAUGGCCGGCCAAUAAUGAACCCUACGGACUGUCUCGCCACCCUCCAUAGUAUAGCUUUGAUAUUCGCUUGUUCCAACAAGCUCACACCUCGAAAUUCAUACAGACUGACGCGAUGGUGCUAUGAAUUCCUAAUCGACCACAAUGCACCUCUUCGACCAACAAUGGUUAGGGCAUUGUAUCAUGCUGGUAUUUACCGGUUCCAACAGGCAAGCCAACCAAUCCCCAUGGAAAGAUUCUCGUUUAUUAUGAAUAAAAUUAGAGAGGUUGAAGGCGAUCGAGUGGCGGCAGCACUUGCCAGCGGUGUGCCAUUUGAAUAUAUAUCGCGAUAG
Ophidiomyces ophidiicola is the source of this 2340-nucleotide messenger RNA. RefSeq lists its product as uncharacterized. Bases 1 to 2340 code for a protein of 779 amino acids. NCBI's taxonomy places the organism in Eukaryota, Fungi, Ascomycota, Eurotiomycetes, Onygenales, Onygenaceae. The record is from RefSeq and is a predicted model, not a curated record. The transcript is spliced from 2 exons.